This is a messenger RNA of Anopheles bellator, 4119 nucleotides long. RefSeq names its product protein suppressor 2 of zeste (gene Su(z)2). Bases 1 to 4119 code for a protein of 1372 amino acids. The transcript has 7 exons. Lineage: Eukaryota; Metazoa; Arthropoda; Insecta; Diptera; Culicidae. Gene Ontology annotation, molecular function: promoter-specific chromatin binding. Gene Ontology annotation, cellular component: PRC1 complex. The record is from RefSeq and is a predicted model, not a curated record. Gene Ontology annotation, biological process: negative regulation of transcription by RNA polymerase II.
AUGAUGAUGCCGGACGCGGAGCGCAGCCGAAUGCGCUCGAGUGCAGGCGGCAAUCGGCGGCGCGUCAAGGACUUCAACGACAGCAUAACUUGCACCCUCUGCAGUGGCUACCUGAUCGAGGCCACCACCAUCAACGACUGUCUGCACGCAUUUUGCCGGUCGUGCAUCGUGCAAUACCUCGACACCAACAAGUACUGUCCCAGAUGCAAGUCCUACAACAGCAAACCCAUUACGGUCGCCAGCUUGAGGCCCGAUCGGACGCUGCGAGCGUUGGUCUACAAGAUGGUGCCCGGAUUGCACAAAUCGGAAAUCCAAAGAACGAUCCAAUUCUACUCGGAAAGACACAGCAACAACGCCCAAGCGGUGGACGAUCAGCUGCAGGGCUGCAGUCUGCUGGAGGAUCAAAACUUCUACUCACCCGAGGAACCGAUCAGUUUAUCGCUCGAGUACCUCUACGACACGCUGCCGGAGACGCAGCAGAGUGUGGCGACGAAGGAGUCGAAGCUUCCCGUGACGUAUCUGCAGUGCCCGGCCGCGGUCACGGUGCACCAUCUGUACAAGUUCAUCCUGACCAAGAACGGGCUGCUGGUCGGUUCGGACAACAUCCGCGUCGAGAUCAUCUACGAGGACGAGAUCCUGCCGCACAACUUCACGCUGAUGGAUGUGGCCUAUUGCUUCGACUACAAGCGGGUUGCCCCGAUGCGCUUCUUCUAUCGCAUCCUGAUCCACUCGAGCGCAAAACCGCCCCAAACGGCCGCCGCUCACCGGAGCGUCGAGGGCCAGGAUAAAGGCAGCACCGGCACCAGAGGCGGCUCAGCGGCCAACACCGCCCAGUCGGCGGCAGCCCCCGGUAGCCACACGACCGCUACCCGCACCGACGGUGGCCAACGUGGGGGCACCGGUACCAAAGAGGGCGGAGGCCACAGUCCUGGCAAGGCCGGAACGAACGGAGCAGCCAUCACCGCCGGCGGUGGCAAUAAGGAGAACACCAUCACCAACGGGACCCACGCCAUGCCGCCACCGCCGCCGGCAAGUAACGUCAGCGGUGCCGGCGCCGUCGGGAUCGAGAAGCCAGCGGCCACCGCACCGUCGACGGCCACACCACACGCAGCCGGAACCCGGAAAGACCGGGUAACCGAUGCGGAGAAGAAAACGGCCACCAAGUCGUCAGCGGCUGCAGCCGGAACUGUCGGCGCCGGCGUCGGCGGCGGUCUGAAGAUGGUGCUGGUUGCGAAAGGCAAGAACCCACCGGAGGUGAAGAAGAUUCCGCCGCCGUUGAAGGUGCUACAGCAGCAACCCCCAGCCGUCGUGGCCGAAGCGAAGGAUACGCCAGCGGCAGUCGGGCUCAAAGGGGAGGCCGUUGCGUCCAAGGCUGCUCCGAAAGCCGAGGUGGUGACGGCAGCAUCGCCGGUCGGAAAGCGAUCGCCACCGUCCGGCAACGAACUGAAGUGCUACGUCAACCUCAAGAAGCAGACGAUCGUGGCCGGUGCCGUCCAGGAGAUCCCGCGGCUGAAGAUUGAACUGCCACGGCUCAAGACGAAACUGAGCGGCGGAAGUCCGUCCAACAGCAGUAGCAGUAGCUCUUCGGCCGCCACUUCACCAUCGUCGUCGGCAGCCUCAUCCUCGACCGGCAAGAGCCCCGUGUGGCCGAUGGGCAAGGAGGAGUACGCCAAGACGAUCGGUCUGAAGCCGGUAUACGCCGGGGCGUGUGAGGAGCAAGCGGCGCAAGCUUCCCGGCGCCACAAGGACGAUCGGCAGGAGUGGACGAUCGAUGGGGAACCGCACCGGAAGCGCAAGAAGGGCAAGCAUUCGAAGGAAGCGAGCGGCAAACGGCGUAAGCUGCACGCGGAGAUCUCCUCGCAGCAAGACGCCAGCCUCAAGAUGAAGGUGAAGCUGACGGAGAAGCCGCCGAAGCACGAGCGGCUCCGCUCGACCGGCCACGAGGACGAACCGGCAUCGCCACCGUCCUCACCGGUGGCGGCGCCGACGGACCGCGCCGCGUCACCACCGAAACCCGUGCCAGCAGCGCCGUCCGCGGCUCCACCCGUGGCGACGGCGGCUCCCCCUAAGGUGAUUGACAUCACGAAGGACGACGAUGACGUGAAGUUUGUCAACGAGCAGCCGCCAGUCGCCGCUGUUCCACCGGCGCCAGCGCCACCGCCCGCGGCGACGAAGGAGAAGCUGGCGGACAUGCGCGCCAUCCGCCACAAGCCGAUGGUCUACAUUCCCAACCUGGACCGCAGCCUGUCAGCCGACAGUGCCAGCGGGUCGUUCAACUCGCUCCUCGAGAGUGUCCAGGCGAAGGCUGGCCCUCCGCGGUCGGCGCCGGCGACGACGACCACGGCCCUGAAACCGACGCCAGCGCUGAUUGUGGCGGCCGGCACAGCGGCCGGCGGUGGUCUGGUGGCCAAGUCUCAGCCCCGCACUCCGAUCCUGUCGCCCCGCACCAUGCAGUCGUAUCCGCCGCUGGCGUACCCUCUCACCACCAGCAGUUCGGCGGCUCCGGCCGCCAUGUCGCCAACCGGCCCUGUGACUGGCGGCAUCCGGACGAUGGCACCGUCGAUGAAGCGUCCCUCGGUGGUGGGCAGUGACUCUUCCGCCGGAACCCAGCCUCCGAAAGUGGCGCGCCUGGAGCCACCGUCGCUGGUGUCGCCGAUGCUGCUGGCGAGUCCUAAGAAGCAGGGCGGCCCCAUUCACGCGCCGAUGUUCAACUUCGCCAAGGGCGCCAACCGGGCCAAGGCCCAACAAGCCCAGCAACAGGCGGCUGGGCUGGUGGCGGCGGCGACGGCUGCCGGGCAGCAGCCUCCGACCUCCGACCUGGUGCCGUAUCGCUCGUCCAUCAGCUCGAGCUACACGACGAAGGAACCGAUCGGGCCGAUCAAGAAACCGAUCCCGAACCUGCUCCUGCCACCGUCGUCGAUCAGUGUGACCAAGAUGUCCGACAUGGUGACGUCAUCAUCGUCCGCCAGUGUCGACGGCCGGCCAGCGCUGGAGAUCGUCCGCAUUCCCUCGACCGCCCCGGUGGCCGACAAACCUUCGUUGGCGCCGUUCACCAGUACCACCACCACCACGUCACCGGUGGUCGCUGGUCCGAAGACUACGCGGCCACCACCGGCGACCAUUCCGCUGAUCAAGAUCAAGAAGCCGGCGGUGGCGGCAGCGGGCGAAGGCACGAUUGGGGCCCCACCAGGGAUGACGCCCAUCACGCCGGGAAUGCUGCAGAAGAUUGCGGCCCGCUCGCAGUCGGAAUCGGGUGGCCUGCCCAGCAUCCUGGAUCUAUCCGGCAACGCCAGACGCCGUCCGGCGCCGACUGCCGCCGAAGAAGCGAUCAUCCUGGAGCACCUCCGCCAGCUCAGCGCACCGAAGAAGGGGAUUGAUUUUGCCCCGCGAGGUGGCGGCCGCAUCGAGGGUCGCAGGAACAGCAUCCCGGGGUUGAAGUUGCCGCCCGAGAUGAUCGGAUUUCCGGUGCCGUCGCCAUCGCCGCCGAGCCAGAAAACGCUCGCCCCGUUACCGAAGCUGACGGAGAUCAACCGGAACCGGAACCUGGCCGUUCGACAGCCGAACGCUUCGAUCCGCAACAUUCCCAACCCGUCGGCGCUGGCGUUCCGCGGUGCGCAGUCAUCCAGCGGUCAGCUUACGCUGACCGCUCCGCCGUCCUCCGGAAUGCUGAUAUCGGCCUCGUCGUCGGCCGGAUCUCCUCCGAGCGUUAAUGGCGGUCGGACGGCGAACGGUGGUGGCAGCACCAUAAGCAACGGAGCUCCCAAGUCAGCGGAUAGCACUCCGAACGGCCACUCGCGGCCAGCGAACGGUAAGCCGUCGAUCAUGAACGGCGCGGGAGCGACGAUCGAGAAGGUGGCCGCCGUUCUGAAAGCGGCCAAGGCCACGGGCGAUACGACUACGACGGUCCGUCCAGGACCAGCAUCCCAAGCCGCCUCCAGAGGUAGUUCCACCAACUCAACGACGACGGCCACGUCGACGAGCGUUGCGACCGUUAGCUCCUCAACGCCAACUACGAACGGUGUCGGGAGCAGCACCGUUACCAGCGUUACUACCGGCGGCAGCAUCUCGAGCGUUACCAACACUAACGGGAAGGCGGCAAGUAUCAUCAACGUUGGCUAG